AUGGGUUGCUGUAUAAAAUCAAAUAAACUAAAUAAGAUAUAAGUCAUCAAAACAUCUAAUGGAGUGAAUAUAUUUACAUCCACAACAGACAUUCAUUAAAUCUACACAUUUGGAAAGAUGAUGGGCUUGGGAGUAUUUGGAAAGGUUAUGAUGGCCAGGAUGAAAUCAAACGAUGAGAAGUUGUUUGCAAUAAAGAUUGUAGAAAAAGCAAAACUUUAAGGAAAAGAAACAUAGCUAUCUAAUGAGAUUUAUGUGCUUUAAAAACUUGAUCAUCCAAAUAUUGUUAAAUUUUACGAGGUUUAUUAAAACAAUAUGAAUUUCUAUAUCUGUAUGGAGUACUGUGGAGGAGGAGAAAUUUUGAAGAGAUUUCCAUAACAUUAGAAUUCAUUAACAGAAAAGCAAUGUUAAAAAAUUGCUCUCAAGGUGCUCUCAGCGAUGGCUUACAUGCACGAAUAGGGCAUAAUCCACAGGGAUAUUAAACCAGAGAACAUUUUGUUUGGCAAAAAAGAUUUGAAUUCUGAACCAAAAAUAAUCGACUUUGGAAUGGCAAUCACUUUGGAUGAAUCACAAUCGAAAACCCGAAUGAAUUGCGUUGGAACUCCCUUGUAUGUAGCCCCAGAAGUGAUCGAUGGAUAUUAUAGUGAUAAAUGUGAUAUUUGGAGUUUUGGAGUGAUGCUCUUUUAUUUACUUUGUGGAUACCCACCUUUUUAUGCUGGUAAUAAAAAGGAUUUAUUUUACAAUAUUUAAAAUCAAGAAUUAAUUUUUGAUAGAAGACAUUGGAAUUUUAUGUCGAAGGAAAUUAAGACUUUCCUAAAACGAAUAUUAUGUAAGAAUCCACUGAUCAGACCAAGUGCUAAAGAUCUCUUAAAAGAUCCUUGGUUUAAUGUGUCUUUAGAUAGCAUCGAUAAACCUAAUUUAAGACCUCCAAGUGAUUAUUUCGAAGAUUGCAGAUCUAUAUAUUAAAUGUUAAAGAACUAUAAAAAUGGAGCCAAGUUUAAGAAGGAAGUAAUGAAAGUGCUCAUAAAUUUGAUGAAUGAAAAGGAGUUGGAACAUUUGAAGAAAGUCUUCUAGAAAAUUGAUGGGGAUAAUUCUGGAACCAUUACAUAUCAAGAAUUAUAAAGAGCAUUUUUGAGUGAAGGCUCUAGAGUGUCAUAGGAAGAAAUUAAAACACUGAUGAUGGCUGUAGGGUUUGAAAACGACGAUGAAACUGAGGAUUGCUCUUCUGCUAAAUCCUAUAAACCUUUAGUAAUAAAAUACAGUGACUUUUUAUUGGCUUGCAUAGAUGAGAGAAAAGUUCUCACCAAAGACAAACUCCUCUCCUUAUUCAAAUACUUUGAUACGUAGAAUAAGAACUUUAUUACUAAAGAAAAUAUAUAAGAGAUUUUAGCCAGACAUGGGAAAUCAUUAACAGACACCAAAAUAAAUUAGAUGAUCUAUGAAAUAGAUCCUAACCACGAUGAGAAGAUUAGCUUUGAUGAGUUUUGCUAAAUGAUGUCUACCAAUGUCCCUGCUUAAUUUAUCGAGUUUAAGGAAGGGAAUAUUGAACAUUAGAUGGUUUCACCAAAUCGAAAAGAAGUAGAACUAAUUUAAUUUGAAUGA
Molecule: messenger RNA, 1599 nt
Organism: Paramecium tetraurelia
Lineage: Eukaryota; Ciliophora; Oligohymenophorea; Peniculida; Parameciidae
Exons: 7
Biological process (GO): intracellular signal transduction; protein autophosphorylation; peptidyl-serine phosphorylation
Cellular component (GO): cytoplasm; nucleus
Molecular function (GO): calcium-dependent protein serine/threonine kinase activity; calcium/calmodulin-dependent protein kinase activity; calcium ion binding
Source: RefSeq, a predicted model, not a curated record